This is a messenger RNA of Trypanosoma rangeli, 2133 nucleotides long. RefSeq lists its product as uncharacterized. The coding region runs from base 1 to 2133 and encodes 710 amino acids. The transcript has a single exon. The record is from RefSeq and is a predicted model, not a curated record. Lineage: Eukaryota; Euglenozoa; Kinetoplastea; Trypanosomatida; Trypanosomatidae.
AUGCCUCGCCAACCCACACAGGUGCCAAGCAGGGCCUUCUUACAUCAUACUUCUGACCUUAGCAGUAAUAGUUUUAGUAGCUGUGCAAGUAGUGGCGGUUAUUAUAUUCGUAAUAAAUGUGGCAGUGAUUGGAUCCAAUGCUCUGAACACGCUCAGCAUGAGCAGAAAGGACUAGAGCCGGAAGAAAGGCAGCAGCAGAAAAUAUUACACGGUGAUGAGGAGGAGUCAGGUAAAAGAACAGAAAGGAUGUUGUCCUUGUCGAUGCCCCGAAUUUUUUCGCUUGAUGCUUCGUUCUCGCUUGAAACUGAGAAGACAGUCGUGCGUGCAGAAGACAAAGCGAAGGAGAAGGACGUGUCACUCAAUGCCGAUAUCGCCACCUCCGCGCAACAGUCUUUGACAAAGUUGUGGGAGACAACACAAGCUAAGCGUAGUUCCGGGAGCUCGAAUGGUUUUUCUGCACGUCCGACUUUUGGUUUCUCGCUCUCAGUACGGUCUGAUCUGACGUGUGUAGAAUUACCCCCCUUUGAGAUGCCCGCCUUUAUCUCAUUGGAUUUUUCAGAAAAGCCAACUCACAAUCACGAGGUUGCUCUGGAAGCCGACGAGGACUUGCGAGAUAAAAAAAGACGCGAGAUCCAGAUUUGUCUUGUGCCGAAGCAGGAACUCAAGUUGAGAACUAGUCUUGACGCCGGGUGUGGAGGUGCACGUGCUAGUUUUCAAUUUCCCCCUUCGCUUGAUGAUGCUGAAGCACAGCUAGGGCGUGUUAAGCCUAUUUGUCGUCCGUUUAUAUUCUUUAUUCUUAUUGGUUUGCUGCUUCCAUUCGCAGCUCAAGAAUUGAUUGUGGUGGUAAACCACUUUGCAACGUCUGGGCCGAUGGUGUGUGGAGGAAAAGAGAUUGACUGCAGUUUGGCGGAUACCAUUGUGUUUGCUCUCACCUAUGGAAUACAUCUCUACAUUCCAUUUUCAUUUUUCGCCCCGACACUGUUUUUCCUUGCAUACGAUGUGGUUGUGAGGAAAGAGCAGGAGCAAGAGUCGCGUUCCCGCAUGGCUUGCUAUGCAGUGCCAGACGACACCACUUCUCUUGCUUGCACCCACACACUUACCUGCGUGAAUGACCAAUUUAUCCCAUCACACUGUGAAAACACACGAGCUUUCGAUGAACAAAGUCAUGCGUCCCAGCUUCAGUGGGACUUGCCUCCAUGUGUCGGUGUGUUGCGUCGAGGCGCAGUAUUUUGGGUGAUUGUUCUGGCACGUUUUGUUUGUUUAGUUACGGUGGACAUACAUUUGCCGUUUGUGACAAAAAUACCAGCAGCUUUGUGGGGGCCCAUGCGUUUAGUCGCCUUGGCGUUACCGCUCACGAUCUAUUCGCUCUACGAGACUCGACCUUUUUUUGCCGUGCCGUACGUCUUAAUGGAUGCCUUUUCCCUAUUCUUUCAGCUUAUACUGGGGAACAACGGCAUCCAGAUACAGACUCGCUGCAUGGCAGGCCCAAUGCUUCUGGUUCUCUUUGAACGAUGUUUCUGGUACGUGUCUGCAGCUGCCAUGCCAAAGGAGGUCCCAGUGGGGAUUAAAAUGGUCGUGAGCUCCACCUUCACCGCUCUUUAUUUUCUGUUGCUACUGGCGUUAUCGAUUCCUGUGGAUAUCAGGAACAGUUUUUAUGUGACAAUUGUCAUGGCCGUUCAGAUUUUUUUUUGGGAACUUCUGUUUAAUGUUCGACUGCUGGAAGUUGUUGCGUGCCGCUUAUACGCCUUUUUCAUGAAGUUCGUAUUUCGGCGAACGUUCAAGGUCUCCCAAGUGCAAGCAGCAGAUCCGACAAAUAUAUCCACGCAAGUGCGUUGGCCAACUUUGUUGAUUUCCACCGUUGCCAUUGCUCCAUUUUUUCAGUAUCAUCAAUGGCCUCGGUUCAUACCACAUAGUGAUGAGCGUGGGAGUGUGUCGGAAGUCUUCCAUGUAUACGUUGCCACGUUUUUUGUCGUCAUAGGCGUCAUCAUCUUGGCCACCAUUAUCUCGCUUUUCAUCCGCUGGAAGCACCAAUUGCUACGCAUGCCGUUAAUUAUGGAGGAUUGGUUUCUGUUGCUUAUAUGGGGGUGGUAUGUUUUCUCCUCAGUGCCAUUAGCGUUAGCUGCAGUUGUGUGA